AUGUUGGCUCGACCUAGUGGGGGAGAGCAGCCGUUUGUGGAAGUCAUCCCAAAGAGUAAGAUAAAGAAAGCACAGGCCGCAUUAAGGACGGAGGCGGAGAAGGCGGCAGCGGGGCCGGGCGUGAAGGGACCAUCCGUGGCGUCAGCUGUGGCAGCAGUGAAGAAGGUGGUGCAGGGGCGACAAAUGGUUCGCGGAAUUGCUGAGCGUAACCGACCACGAGAAGAGGCGGUUGUCUCGGUCACCUGUCGGGAGAGGGCUUCCUACAAAGGUGUGUUAGUGAAGACGAGCGAAAUAGUUAAUUUGAAGGAGGUUGGAAUUGAUGGUUUCAGAAUUCACAGAAGAGUGACAGGAGCUUUCAUUUUGGAAUUAAGGGGCGGAAAAGCGAGGGGGAAGGCAGAGAAAUUGGCUAGAGCCUUGGGCCUUGUCUUGCUGGAGGCUAAGGUUUCUCUUCCGACGAGGAUUAGAGACUUUUUGCUUUGUGGACUUGAUGCCAGGGUCACAAGAGGGGAGGUAAUUACAGCAGUGACGGGUUUUGUACUGGGGGCUUACUCUCGCUUUGUUAGGGUGGGGGAGAUAUGCCCAGGUAGAGGCAGACUUGGCCAGGUAUAUGUUUCGGCCCCUGAAAGUGUGGCUAGAUGUACGGUUAACAAUGGAUCAAUUUUGAUUGGCUGGUCGUGGGCCAGGGUGAUUGCACUCGGUAAACGGCCUUUUCGGUGUUUUAAAUGCAUGGCGAGAGAGCAUGUGGCGGCUCGGUGUCGUAGUGCUGCAGCCACGUUAGGUUUGUGCUUUAGGUGCGGGGAGAGUGGACACGUUGCGGCGAGUUGUGGAAGAAAACCCUGCUAUCUUGUAUGCAGGGAUACGUGUAAGUCCACAUUUAAUCAUGUGGUAGGCUCGAUGGGCUGCUUACCGGUGCCUGCCAGGAAACGAUUAUUAAUAGACAGGAUUAGUUUGUUGAACAGUUUGACAAUUGCGGGUGCGGGGAAUUCUCUAGCUGAGGGCAUGGACGUUGAAGUGUCCGCGGUUGUUCCUCAAGACUGUCGAGAUAGCGCGAGUGCUAGUGGGGGUGGGGCGAUAAGGACAUUAUAA
Messenger RNA from Polistes canadensis, 1086 nucleotides. RefSeq lists its product as uncharacterized. Lineage: Eukaryota; Metazoa; Arthropoda; Insecta; Hymenoptera; Vespidae. The record is from RefSeq and is a predicted model, not a curated record. Gene Ontology annotation, molecular function: zinc ion binding; nucleic acid binding. Bases 1 to 1086 code for a protein of 361 amino acids. The transcript has a single exon.